Messenger RNA from Strongyloides ratti, 2481 nucleotides. RefSeq names its product Asator. NCBI's taxonomy places the organism in Eukaryota, Metazoa, Nematoda, Chromadorea, Rhabditida, Strongyloididae. The record is from RefSeq and is a predicted model, not a curated record. Gene Ontology annotation, molecular function: protein serine/threonine kinase activity; ATP binding. Gene Ontology annotation, biological process: peptidyl-serine phosphorylation; signal transduction. Gene Ontology annotation, cellular component: cytoplasm; nucleus. The transcript is spliced from 2 exons. The coding region runs from base 1 to 2481 and encodes 826 amino acids.
AUGACUUCAUCAUCAGAAGGGGAACUCCUUCAAAAUAAUCAAGUAAUAAGAGAAAGAUGGAAAAUAAAACAAAAAAUUGGUGGUGGAGGAUUUGGUGAGAUAUAUGAGGCAAAUGAUUUACAAAAUCAUAAUGAAAGAGUUGCUGUUAAAGUUGAAAGUAGUAAAGCAACUAAACAAGUCCUAAAAAUGGAAGUUGCAGUAUUAAGAAGACUCCAAGGAAAGAAGCAUGCAUGCAAAUUUUACGGGUGUGGUAGAAAUGAUAAAUUUAAUUAUCUUGUUAUGUCAAUGCAAGGAAAAAAUUUAGCUGAUCUUAGAAGAGAAUCACCUAAACAAUCAUUUUCAGUAUCAACUGCAAUAAGAUUAGGAUUACAAAUAUUAAAUGCUAUACAAGAGAUACAUUCUAUUGGUUUUUUACAUAGAGAUAUUAAACCAUCAAAUUUUGCUAUGGGAAGAUCAACAGGAACAUCAAAAAUUGUUUAUAUGCUUGAUUUUGGGUUGGCUAGACAAUAUCUUAAUGCUAAAGGUGAAAUAAGAUCACCAAGAUCAGCUGCUGGUUUUAGGGGUACAGUAAGGUAUGCAGCUGUCUCAGCACAUAAAAAUAAAGAAAUGGGAAGACAAGAUGAUUUAUGGAGUUUAUUUUAUAUGCUAGUUGAAUUUUUACAAAGCGCUUUACCUUGGCGUAAAAUAAAAGAUAAAGAUGAGGUUGGAAGAUUAAAAGAAGAGGUUGAUUUAGAGUAUUUACUUGAAGGAUGUCCACAUGAAUUAUUAACAUUUUCUAAUCAUCUUAAAACAUUAUCUUAUCCUGAUGAACCAAAUUAUAUAUUAUUAGAGGGAUGUUUAACAUCAAUAAUUCAACGUAUGGGAAUAUCAAUGGAUGAUCCAUAUGAUUGGGAAAUAGGAUAUGAAAAUGUUGGUAAUAAUAAAAGAACAGGACUUUUAUCAAAUGGUACAAAUAAUAAAAAUAAAAGUCAUACAACAGCAGUUAAAGAUCGUGCACCUGAUGAUAAAAAUAAAAAUCUUGAUACACAAGCACCAAUUACUAUGGGAGAAGAUGAAGAUGAACAGACGGGUAAUUAUAUUGUUAAAAUAGUUGGGGUACCAGAUAAUGAAAAUAAUAAACCAAAAUAUAAAAGACAAGAAUUUAUGAGACCAAAAUAUGGUGCUGUUAGUUUUGAUGUUUUUGAUGCUGUUAAUGCACGAUUAAAUGCUGUUAAUAAUGGUAUUAAUUCAACAUCAGAUUUAUUUCAAAAAAUGAAAGUUGAUGUAUCAGUUGAAAAUAAUAAUGAUAAUGAAUUAAAUGUUCCUCUUAAUAAAGGUAUUAAAGAUAAUAAUAGAAAUAAUAGAUCUAUUACAACAUCAAUUGGUAAAAGAUGUAAUGAUAUAAGUUUAGGAAAAAUAUCAAAAAAAGCUUGUAGUACAACAAUUAAUGAUACAAAUGCAAUUGCUGAAGAUGAAGGUAUUGGAAGUGUUAAUAAAAAUACAGCAUUAAUGUCAAUGUCAAAAUGUCAUGAAUCAUUUGAUGAAACUGGAUAUGAUGAACAUUUAUUAGGUGUUAAUGAACAUCAUUAUAUGGGUGAAAGAAAUGGUUCAAGAUCACCAUUAAAUAGUGGUUUAAGACCAUUUCCAAGAAGUUGUUUAGCUAAUUCUCCAACUGUUCCUAUUUUAAGUGGUACACCAUCAUCAACACCAAGUAAUAAUUUAUCUAAUUCAUCAAAAUCAAAAGGACCAUUACUACAAGGACAACCAUUAUCAAGAAGUCCAACAGUUAAAAAAAAAUUUAUUCAACAAUCACAAAGUCAAUACAAUUUAGCAAAUAAUAAUAGUAAAAAAGACCUACAUAAUGAGAAAGAACAUUCCUCAUCAACAGCUGAAAGAAUGUCAUUAAUGUCACAUUUUAAAAAUUUAGUUACAAGUUUUUCAAAUGGUGCAGCAAAUCAUAUAGCAUCAAGAAGGCGUUCCUUAUCACGAGGUAUUUCACUAGAUGAUCGUCAAUCAGCACUUGCAGCAGUUGCUAAACAUUCAACAAAUACAGCUGCAGCAAUUUCAGGUGGAAAUUUUAAUGGUUCAGGUAAAUGUAAUCAAUCACCAAAUUCAAAUUAUAAACAUUCACAUAAUAAUACAAUAUUAAAACCAUUAUUAACAUCAACAAAAAUUGUUGCUACAACAAAUUAUUAUAAUAAACCAAAUACUGUAGAAAGUAUAGGUGAUUCAAAAAUUUUAAGGCGUUUUAGUAAAAAAGGAAUUAAUAGUAAUGAUUAUCAAAGUGAACCUGACUCAUCACCAACAAGGAAUACCGGAUAUAAACAAGCUUUAAUAUUAAAUGGAGCUGAUGACAAAAAUGGAUAUUUAGUUGAAACAAAAGUAUUAAAUAAUGGUAUAUCAAUACCUGUUGAAGAUAAAGAUAUAAAAAAUUCACUAUCAUGCAGAAGAAAAAGAUAUCAAUUUUUAAAUUUUAGUCAUCGUGCCAGUACAAAAUCAUAA